Molecule: messenger RNA, 8294 nt
Organism: Pectinophora gossypiella (pink bollworm)
Lineage: Eukaryota; Metazoa; Arthropoda; Insecta; Lepidoptera; Gelechiidae
Gene: nmd
Product: outer mitochondrial transmembrane helix translocase
Exons: 9
Coding region: 135-1298 (387 amino acids)
Cellular component (GO): mitochondrial outer membrane
Molecular function (GO): ATP binding; ATP hydrolysis activity
Source: RefSeq, a predicted model, not a curated record
UCCACAAAAAGCAUGACGGCGAGGAAUUUUUCGUGAAGAAUAAACCUUAUAUUCCGCCGUUUUUCGAAGAGCACUCGCUGUUUAACAACAGCUCUGUGUUUAAUUUGUGAUAAAUUACUUAUUGAAUAUACGGCAUGAUGGUGGAGAGCUCCGCAUUUACGAGGAAUGAUGUAUUCCAAAUGGCAAUACGGGUUGCAUUUGUGUCUGCAGUGACUUAUUUCUCAAUAAAAUGGCUGGUGAACCAAAUAGACCCAACUUCCAAGAGUCGGAAGAAGGCGGAGGAGCGAGCUCGUGAACAGUUACGCAAGGUGUCUUGCAGAGCGGGCCUGAGCGGACGGCAGUCCCUGCAGCUGGACAAGCUGACCGACCACGAGAUGAUCAUCGCUUCACAGCUCGUCGUGCCCGAUGAGAUUAAUGUGAACUGGAAAGACAUAGCUGGCCUGGACAACCUGAUCCAGGAGCUGCGAGAGACGGUCAUCCUGCCGAUACAGAAGCGAGAGCUGUUCGCCGACAGUCGCCUCACACAGCCGCCUAAGGGUGUCCUGCUGCAUGGACCUCCUGGUUGCGGCAAGACCCUCAUAGCGAAGGCGACAGCGAAAGAGGCGAAUAUGUCGUUCAUAAACUUGGACGUGUCUCUACUCACGGACAAGUGGUAUGGCGAGACGCAGAAACUUGCCUCUGCCGUGUUCAGCCUCGCUGUGAAGCUGCAGCCGUGCAUCGUGUUCAUAGACGAGAUCGAGUCGUUCCUGCGCACGCGCACUCAACACGACCACGAGGCGACGGCCAUGAUGAAGACGCAGUUCAUGUCGCUGUGGGACGGACUCAUUACCGACCCGGGGUGCACCGUUAUUAUUAUGGGCGCCACCAACCGGCCGCAGGACCUGGACAAGGCCAUCCAGCGCCGCAUGCCGGCCACCUUCCACGUGCCGAUGCCCAACGAGACGCAGCGCGAGCGCAUCCUGCAGCUCAUCCUGCGCUCCGAGCCCGUUGCCAGCGAUAUUGAAUACAAGCGGCUAGCGACGGCGACGGAGGGUUUCUCCGGGUCGGACCUGCAGGAGCUGUGCCGGCAGGCCGCCGUGUACCGCGUGCGGGACCUGGCAAGGGACGAGCUGGCCCGCGAACAGAAUGAGACGAAAUCAGUGAAAUCAACCAAGACUUCCUCGGAGUCCGAGGACGAGUUCGUGGACGCCGUGCGGCCGAUCACCAUGGACGACCUGCGCACGUCUCUCGCCAAGUUGCGCGAGUCCAAGAUACAGUGCGGCUCGCUCGCGCCCACCAUGAGGUUAGAGCUCGACUAGUACCUACUGUAGGUCAAUGUUAAAUAGCUAUACGUGUGGCAAGUGCUUGAAGCGAGGCAACUACAUAUAUGGCUCCAUCUUGCGCGCGCUUGAGGCCAUCGAGAUGAGCAACCCGCUUCUACCGACAGACAAACAAACUUGACGCUUAAGAGCAACAGUAGGGUCUGCACGGCAACCGCGCCGAACGCGGCGGUUUAUAUCGAGGUCUUCGCCGUUUGACGUCCAUCUACGUAGAUAGCAUUCGUAUCGUUUACUAGCUUUUGCCCGCGACUUCGUCCGCGUGGCGUGUUAUAAAAGAGAGAUCAUUGUGUGUGUGGGAGUGCAUAUCAAAUUUCAAGCAUCUAACUUAUGCAGUUUAGAUUUUUUCAUACAGUUUUUUUUCCCGCUAACUCCCGUUUCCGUGGGAAUUUUGCAAUAUCCUGUUGCAACUAAGCUUUAAGUUAACUAAGGUACCUGCAUGCCAAAUUUCAAGCGUCUAACUUAAGCGGUUUAGAUUUUUUAUACAAAAGGAUUUUCCCGCUAAUUCUCGUUCCCGUUGGAAUUCCGGGAAUUACUUUCUUAGUGCACCUCUACGGUACCUAAUCUAUGUCUCUUCCAAAUUUCAAGUGCCUACGUUUAGCCGUUUAGGCUGUGCGUUGAUAUGUCAGUCAGUCAGUUUCUCCUUUUAUAUAUUUAGAGAUUGGUCUUGAUUUGAUUGGUCUUGAUUGGAUUGAUCGUGAUUGGAUUGGUUGGCGCGGUUGUCGAGCAGACCCAGCAGGUAUUUAUUGUCAGUAUCUCACUUACACUUACAUCACCCAUUUUGUAAAAUUAAAUGAUAGAUAUAGACACUCCCGUAUCCCUACCAGGGUGGGCAGACCUAUGAGUCGACAUAAAGCAACUUGCACACUUACCACCUUACAAAUAAAAAAUAAACCAGGGAUGAAUGCUGGUUUAAGUAUUUGACAGCCAAGCAAAAUUGAAUCCAUCAUCAUCAUCAUCAGCCCAUUAACGUCCCCACUGCUGGGGCACGGGCCUUCCCUAUGGAUGGAUAGGGAGAUCGGGCCUUAAACCAUCACGCGGGCCCAGUGCGGAUUGAUGGUUAUUAACGACUGCUAAUGCAACCGGGACCAACGGCUUAACGUGCAUUCCGAAGCACGGAGGAGCUCGAGAUGAAAACUUUUUUUGUGUGGUCACCCAUCCUAUGACCGGCCUUUGCGAAAGUUGCUUUACUUCAACAAUCGCAGACCGAGCGCGUUAACCGCUGCGCCACCGAGCUCCUCAAAUUGAAUCCAAUUAUCAUACAAUUCGACUGAACUUUGCUUGGCUGUCAAAAAUACUUAAACCCACAUUCAGCCCUGGUAUAUUUUUUAUUUGUAAGGUGGUUAGUUUUGCCAGUGAAAACUUAAUAAAAUUUCACAAAAUGGGCUCUUUUCAGGUAGAAUUUAAAAUUGUGUUAUAUUAUUUGUAAUACAUAAACUAUUAAUUUUCGAAGUAUAAAAACUCUCACUUGCAUCGUAGUGUUUGAUAAGACAUGAGAGUUUAGUUCGACCGCACAUAUAUUUCUAUGAAACUCUUUUGUUCUAGAAUAUUCUAGUUGUUUCUAGAAGGUUCUAUAAGUUGCUCUUUAAGCGUUAAGUGGUGUUCGAUACUUGAUAAUCUAAAUCGGUAUAAUACAACUCAUCUGAUUUAAAUAUAAGGUCUUGUUAAUGUACUAGCGGCAAACCAAAAUGUUGUAAUAUAUAUGGUCAUAUGUUCAUUAGAACCCUAUCGCUUUAACAUAUUUAGAUAUUUAGUGAGACAUUGGUAGACAGUAUUUAAUUUUAUUUAAAGUUAUACCUGUCAUUUUCUUAUCCGCCGAAAAGGAAAGGGACGGGUAAUCGACAAGCAUAAAAUUUAUGGAACACACGUCAAUUUUAAGCACAAAUCUAUAAUAACCCUAUAAAAAAUUGACAUUGACCAAUAACCCGAAAAUUAAGUUGACGGACACUUCAAACUGUUUGCAAACCAGCGAGAUACCUAUUUGAUUUGUCCGGGUUAUUCAUUUACUUUUUCAUUCACAGCUGUCAAUCAUCCGUCCUUUUCCUUUUCGGCGGAAAAUGACAGCUAAUAAUUUAAAAUGACGAGGUUUCUGCAGGCAUCGGCGCGUUCGUUUCAGUUUUAUAAAUAAGUUAUACCUACCCUAUUCAACGUAUCUUGAUUAGAGUAACGUAUCUCUCGUCCCUUUCUUACUGAGCUGUGUACCGUUAGUGCGAAAGAGACGAAAUCUCGCGUUUCCACGCGAUGUACUUUAUCACUUUCCUGCUGUCAUUCUCAAUCAUGCUACGUUAAAUAGUGUAUAAUGCGACAGGUUUCUAAAGUAACUAUUUUACAUGGCCGUAUAUUUGUUGGUUGGUGAAAGCCUAAGAUAGAGUGAGAUAGUUCGCCUUGCUCCAUCACGGAUAUCUAUACUAAACUUGUCUUGUUACCAUAGACUUUUUUUCCUUUUGCCCAUUUGAGGGUCAGGCUAAGAUCAUAAGACCAUGCUGCCUAAUUACCAUAGACUUAAAUUCGUCUUCUUUUCUUAUUUUUCUAUGUAAAUAGCGCUUCAGUGAUCAUCUCUUUUCAAUACGUUUUUUUUUGUAUUGUUUUUUUAUUGGUAGAACUAAAUAUAAUAACUAUGAAUAUUAUGGCUGUUUUGGGCAGAGUAACUGUGGUUAUGUCGAAUUGUGCCCAUAUUUAUAGUUAGCAAAUGUAAUUAACAACAACCCUUCCAACACGCGCAACGUGAUAAAAUUAUCGAUUAAGUCGAUAAGUUUGUCGUUUUCCCUAACAUGCGUGUCACACAAAAUGCGCGAUAAAAUUACCAUCACGAUAAACUUUUAUCACAUCGAGAAACCGAUGCAGCCAUUUUGUAAAAAAUACAGUAUUUGGCAAUAUGCAUACUUUUCGUAUUCAUUCAUCCAAUCCUUUCUCAAUUCCACGUCAGUUUAAGCUAAAACACUUUAAUCCAAGCUUAUUUUUCUCAUUAAAAAAUAAAAAGUGACAGUUUGGACGUACCGCGUAGAUGUGUCAAAAGUCCACAGAAUGCGAUAAAAAUAUGCUGCAUAGUGAUACCUUUGGUUGGACGCACUUAUAUGGACAUUCUCUAUGGACAAAUGUGGUUCCUGUACUUGACAUUGGCAGUAAUGGUUGUCUCUACUCUAUGACGACCGGUUGCCAUGCAACCAUAAAAUUGAAGUUGAAAUAUGCUGCAAUGUUAACGUUCAUCGGCAAUAUAUCACGUUGUGGUACAGAACACGACAGAACGACAUGACAUUUUUGGUUUGCCAUCGACAAAACGACGUAUAUCGUCAAAAUCGAUAAAAUGACCGUGACAAAAUUUUAUCACGUUGCGCAUUUAUCACGUUGGCUGGCAAAAGAACAUCAUUAUAGAAAUUGUAGUGUUAUGUCUAUCUUAUAGGUAUUAAUAUUGAAUGUUUAUAAGGCCUGUCAAGCGAGAGUUGGUAAAUUAAAUAAUGUUUGGUUCGUAAAUGUCUUUAUAACUAAGUAUCGCUUUAGCUAAGGCAUAGCUUUGGUUAAGGAUAUUGAUACCGACCGCGCCGGCGUGGUCGACGAUUUCCCGCAUUCAGGGCUUACCGCUAUCGGCCCACUAGGGUCGAUUAAUUCUUUCAAUCCAACAAUAUAAUCCUCUCAGACGAUACCCUGAGCCGAGGUUCGCGCCCAACUGGGCACCCUUGAGCCUGUUGUGUUAAAUCUGGUACCUGGUGAGAGCCCUCAGCGCUCCCCAUUUGUCCGGCCAAGUAGUAAAUGCAAUUUCCGGCAAAUCUACAAUAAGUUUUUUAAAAAAAGGCACUUUGGCCAGGCGCGCACUACGAGUUUUUCGCGGCGCGGCAGAAAAGAGCAGCGGCAUAAUGUCGCACUGUAAUACUGCGCCGCUGCGGUGGCUCUGCCGUCAAGUGCGCGUAACACAAUCUAAAACUGUUUGGUACAGUAUUACAGUGCGACAUUAUGCCGCUGCUUUUUUCUGCCGCGCGGCGAAAAACUCGUAGUGCGCGCCUGGCCUUUGGGAGGCUGUUAGUGCUCAACCCACCAACGGAUCCACAGCUAAUCUUCACGGGGUUUCAUAAUACAGGCGGGUUAAAAAGGCCACAUCGAAGCAAUUCAUCUAAAAAAGCAAUAUUGCAAUUUGACAUUUGCGCAUAUAAAAGUAAGUGCGCAAUGCAAAGAAAUGUCAAAUAACAAUAUUGCUUUUUCAGAUGAUUUUUUUUGAUGUGAACUUUUUAACUUUCUAGCUCUUUGAACGAUCCUACAAGUUCUCUUCAGAAAAACUGUCAAAAUUUCCGCCUUGUUCAGGACUACAGAGCAUAUACAUGUUAAUGGUCGUGACUGUACUCUCACCCUGGACAUUCCAUACAAAAAUCUCACUCUUACCGUAAGUGCGAGCGAGACAGAGUCCACGCGCUGUCCCUUACCCCUUAGCGGCUUACGGUCACUUAAGACUAAAGUAAGACCCAGAACGCGGUGAGGUCGGCGUCGGUACGAAUUGGUGCGCGGCAGAGAGUUACCGUUCUAUACGUAGUAUUCUUUAUUCUAUGACCGUACUAUCAACUCUCGCUAGAAAGACCAGAGGGACGCCUCCCCAACAAGAUACCUGAUUAAAUAAAUUAUCAAAUCGUUGCUAGCUCGUAUCGAAUUUUAACGUGGUUCGAAUAAUGAAGAUAUUUACGUGUGUUUCAAAUGGCAAAUGUAAAUUACGCUUCGGUAGACAGUUGUGAAUUUUAUAUUUACAUAAUAAAUAUAAUGAGUGUGUUCGUAAAUGUGUAAUAGAGUGAAACUAAGUACUGUUGUUGUAAAUAUAUUCCUCUACGGCUAAUAGUUUUGUCAAAAACAAUCAUAACUAGAGGUAAAAAAUGUUUAAUAAUGGUGUCGAUUCGUGCAACCACCAACUUAAUAUUAACUUAAUUUGACUACUUAGCUGCAUCUUUUUCUUGCACGUAUUGUGAGUGAAGGAUGGCAACAAUUCAUGUCAGUCUAAAAUUAGGUUAAGUUUGUUUCCACCCGCAUAGGCACUAAUUGGCCGCGGUUUUGCACCAAUUAGCCAAAAGAUCUUUUAGGAAUUUAAUUUUAUAAUGCAACUAACAAUGUUCCGUUUCACGUAAAAUAAUUUGAAUAUCGAAUAUUUUUGCCAAAUAUGCCAGAUAUGAUUGCCAAAGUUUGGCCAUAUCAUAACGUACUCAUAUUAGUUGCUCAUAACGUCAAAUGUUUCAUUUUCAUUGAUCUGGCCAAACUACAUCAUGAUUUGGCCAACGAGUGCUAUUCCAAUUCAUGAAAUGGUCGAAUUUCUAUCACGCUACUCCACUGCGGGUUGGUGGAGGUGUUUUUACGGCUAUUAGCCGGGACCUUAACGUGCCUCAGGAGCACGAAAUCUUGUUACUUUUUCACUGGUACUCAAUAUCACCAUAAUCAUGUUAAAUGAUCGAAGUGCUUUAUAGAUCUGUUUUCACUUUUCCUUCAUUCAUUUGCUAAACGCAUAAUGCUAUCAAAUCGUGCCAAUAGAUAAAGUUCUAUGUAAGUUAUCCCAGUGUUCUUCGUCAUCACAAUAACUUGUCUUAUCGUGUUUUCGCAUGUUGCCUAGGGUACGCAGAAACAGCCACUUCUUGCGCCCUAGAUUUCGGCCUUUUUGCGAAUGGGACAUUAUGCUGUUUUAAGCCUAAUUUAACCUCGUAAGAACCGGACUUCCAGACGCAAAAUAGUAAAAAAAAUAGCGUUAAAUAAUGGGAUUCUCAUUUUAAAAGGCGUCUGGUUCUUAAGAGGAUAGUUUUCGUGGAAGUGUCAUUUUCUAAGGCCUCGUUUAUGACCAAGCGGUAAAUUUUGCGGUGAAUUCAAACAUAUGGCGAUCCAUAAUAGCGUUCACGCAGAAGCGUUGUAAUUAAGCACGCUCAGCUGAAAUGAUUAUCACGUGCUCAGCGGUGAAGGAAAACAUCGUGAGGAAACCCACAUUCCCGCUAAAUUUUCGAAGGUCUGUGACCUAACCUGUGUUGGGCUGGUUUUCCCUUCGCUGGUUGGAAGGUCAGAAAGGUAGUCGCUUCUGUAAAAACCGAACUUGUCAAAACUUCAGGUUACGUAAGCGGCGUGAAAAAGAAAAGGAUGCUAGGCCGAUGAUGAUGAUGAAGCACGCUCAAUACCUCGCGAGACCUAAGAAAACACCCCCUUUUAUAUAAAUAAAGAAUAAAUAAAGAAAUAGUGUUACAUUGAUGAAAGUAUUUAUUAACGCGUGCAUUUGAUGUAAUAUAAUAAUAAUGUUAUAUUAUGUUUGGUUUACAGAGUGAUAGCUUUAGAAUAGCACGGGCUGUGUAAAUUGUUAAGUUAUUAAGGCUUUUAGCUUUGUUACUUGGUUGUAAUACUUCUAGUUGACGAAUAGGAUGAUAGCACCUGGUACAAUCAAAGAGCAAAAGUUCAGUCACUGAGCCUAGCGAAUUAUUUGUAAACAUACACAUACAUACAUAAACUCACGCCCGUAAUCCCAAAUGGGGUGGGCAGAGCCACAAGUAAUCAAAGACAAAACAAAACAUUAACGUUAUUUGUAAACAGUGGUGAAAUUAUGAAUCAUUCGUUGUCAUAAUUAUAAAAUUCGUUUUUGUAGGUGUUUAUGGUCUAUUACAGAAACGACAUGUAACCAGGUCUUAAGUGCAACCAGUUAAUUUAUUACUUUGCAAGAAACUGAUUGGACUUUUGCAGCUUGUCGUACAUUUAAACGCGUAUUAACUUGGAAAACCUACUUCAGUACGUCACCGUCUGAGACGAAGUAGGAUUUAUAGUUUGGAAAUCCUUGCUCAGUUCGUCUCCGGUCGAUGGGGACAUAUUGAAGUACAGUUUCGAUAUACGCCGCCAGUUUCAGUUAGGUAGGAAUGGAACAGCACCUGUAUUCCUAGUUGUCUACAACAGUGGUUUUAGUAACUGUUAAUGAGUCUCGUACGAAUUCGAAAAAAGAAUAAUUACAAAUGACUCUUAACUAGAUACAUGGAAAAUGGCGGCCUU